Molecule: messenger RNA, 1483 nt
Organism: Cylicocyclus nassatus
Lineage: Eukaryota; Metazoa; Nematoda; Chromadorea; Rhabditida; Strongylidae
Source: the annotation of a GenBank genome assembly
AAAAUAUUGUGAAAAUAGAGCAUAUCGUCCAGCCAUCGAGAAUAAUCUCGACAUAUCUAAGCGAUCGCUAGUGAUUGUGUUUUCCUUGUCCUCAUCUAUGCAGCAGGAUUUUGCGAGUUUUCGCGCCAGUUUGGCCAAUAUGGUCAAUGGAAUGGAGGGCUCAAGCAAUCACAUUACUAGCUUCGUAUUCUGGGGAUUCGUGCUGACAGAUUCAAACAUCCCGACUUAUUAUGUCGCUCACGGAACACAGGUCUCUGAUUUGGACUCAAUAUUUGAUGUCCUAACGUUUUCCGACGCCGCUCCAAAUCAACCAUUUCUUUCUGCAGUCAUUCAAGCUCAGCAGUUUUAUGGAGACGCUCGUGCAUUCUCUAAUCGUGCAUUCUCUAACAUUCUUGUUUUCACGGAUUCCGGAGCAUCUGACGCUACAGUUAAUAAUAAUUUGUUUUCUGCAAAUACACCAGAGCAACUUUUGAUAACGCAAACAAACACAUGGCACAAUAAGCUGACGUUUAUCCUGACACAAAACCCAAAAAAGCCCAUGAGUACAUCAGCUAACAGUUUUGACGUCUACAGGCGACUAGCUGUAGCCACACAUGGUGAUUUACUCGUAAUAGACAAAAGUGAUGUGUCAAAUGUAAUGGAAAAUGUUCUGAACACCUACCACAAAAUGGAAAAUCUUGUUGUUCGUUACGGAUUUAAUUGUAAUGAUAUAAAGAUAGACUUAACGGGAGAUAACGAUUCUACGAAGAAACUCCGAGUUCUUCUCACUGUUGACAAAAAUGAUCGUAACCCUGCAAGGUUUGACGAGCCAUACGUUACCGACAUGUAUCGUAAUCAGCUGAAGAUCGCCUCAUAUGGACAAUAUUACGCGUUCUAUGAGAUUCCCGCCGCCAACGCAGCUGGAAGCAUACGAGUUAUUUCGCCAACAGCAGGCCUCACUUGCUCUCUUCGAGUAUUUUUGAACACAAACAACGCAGUACUGCUUAGUUACAUGAAUAAUCGUCAGAUAGACAUCGGAAGCCCAAUCAUGUAUCAAGGUAUUCCCCAGGUAGCGUCUGGUCUUCCACUGGGUUACUCCGGCUUCGAUCUUACGCAGAUACAACGGCUGGAUCCACGCAGCGGUAAUCCACUAGCCUCUGCUGUACGAGGCUUUAAACGUGCUGGAGUGGCUACAUACGCUUAUGAGUUUGAUGAUCUCCCCAACUGCACAGCCGGACCUUUUGUACAACAAGUCCAGUUAACUUCAGGAGAUGACUUUAUCACACGCGUGCUGCCAGGAUACUGUGCGUUGCCUGGUCCACAUCUGAUGCAAAGUCAAACGUUGAAGUCAUCCGCCGCCUCUGUAAAAGGUAGUUCAGGUUCUGGUCUACUCUCAAUGCGAUUCUGUACUGGAACUCCUACCCCUGUGGCUCCCGUUAUUCGCGGAACACAUGAUUUUUUGGCACGCGCCAUACUUGAUCCACUUGAUCCAUUUCGCUAUUGA